CCGAGAUCAAGCGACACAUAUAAAUAAACAGUCAACAACCUCUGACCGUAUCAAGCCGGCUGUGAUUUUACACAAACUCCUCCCGUCUUCCCGCUCCUUCGUCCAUGCACCGAAUCGCACUUAGAAACUCGGUGCGCGCCCACGCGCUGGCCGCCGCAUCGAAGAGCAACCCCACCGUUGCCCGCUCAUACGCAACCGCAAAGGCCGCUGCGUCUGAGGUCUCGUCCAUUCUUGAGUCCCGCAUCGCUGGCACGUCUGUUGGUGGAAAUGUCGAGGAGACUGGUCGUGUCCUGAGCGUUGGUGACGGUAUUGGCCGUGUCUGGGGUCUCAAGAACGUGCAGGCCGAAGAGAUGGUGGAAUUCUCUUCCGGUGUCCGUGGCAUGUGUCUGAACUUGGAAGCCGACAACGUCGGUGUCUCCAUCUUCGGUAAUGACCGUCUCAUCAAGGAGGGAGACACCGUCAAGCGUACCGGCCAGAUUGUCGACGUUCCCGUCGGCCCUGGUCUGCUCGGACGUGUCGUCAACGCUCUCGGUGACCCCAUUGAUGGCAAGGGUCCCAUUGAGGCUGCCGAGCGUCGCCGUGCUUCGCUCAAGGCCCCUGGCAUUCUCCCCCGUCGGUCCGUCAACCAGCCCAUGAUGACGGGUAUCAAGCCCAUCGACGCCAUGGUGCCCAUUGGACGUGGUCAGCGUGAGCUGAUCAUUGGUGACCGUCAGACCGGCAAGACCGCCGUCGCCAUUGACACCAUCCUCAACCAGAAGCGCUGGAACGACGGUCAGGAUGAGACCAAGAAGCUCUACUGUGUCUACGUUGCUAUCGGCCAGAAGCGUUCGACUGUCGCCCAGCUCGUCAAGACCCUGGAGGCCAACGACGCCAUGAAGUACUCUAUCAUCGUCGCUGCCACCGCCAGCGAGGCUGCUCCCCUGCAGUACCUUGCUCCUUUCUCUGGCUGUGCCAUGGGUGAAUGGUUCCGUGACAACGGCAAGCACGCUCUGAUCAUCUACGACGACUUGUCCAAGCAGGCUGUUGCCUACCGUCAGAUGUCGCUCUUGCUUCGUCGUCCCCCCGGUCGUGAGGCUUACCCCGGUGAUGUCUUCUACCUGCACUCUCGUCUCCUCGAGCGUGCUGCGAAGAUGAACGACAAGUUCGGUGGAGGAAGUUUGACUGCCCUGCCCAUCAUCGAGACCCAGGGUGGUGAUGUGUCUGCUUACAUCCCGACCAACGUCAUUUCCAUCACUGACGGUCAGAUCUUCUUGGAGGCUGAGCUCUUCUUCCGUGGUGUUCGUCCCGCCAUCAACGUCGGUCUCUCCGUGUCCCGUGUCGGCUCUGCUGCCCAGACCAAGAUCAUGAAAAAGUUCGCCGGUUCGCUCAAGCUUUACCUUGCGCAGUACCGUGAAGUCGCUGCCUUCGCCCAAUUCGGUUCUGAUCUCGAUGCCUCCACCCGUUUCCUGUUGUCUCGUGGUGCCCGUCUCACUGAGCUGCUCAAGCAAGGUCAAUACCAGCCCAUGGCCAUGGAGCUCCAGGUCCCCAUCAUCUACGCCGGUGUCAACGGUCUUCUUGAUGCUGUUCCGGUCGACAAGAUCACCAAGUGGGAGUCUGAGUUCCGUACUCACCUGACCUCUACGCAAUCUGGUCUCCUCACUGAGAUCGCCACUGGCAACAUCACCGGUGACCUCGAGGCCAAGAUCAAGACCGUCGUCGAGGAGCACGUUGCCUCCUUCACCUCGUAAGGUGUUGAUCGGCGUGGACGACUGCCUCCUGUAAGGACAUAGAACCACUGGCUAUUGUAUCUUUCUUAAUCCUUCGGUCCUUACAGUGGACAGUGGCGGCGGCGGAACCAAAAACUAGUCCAGCAGCACCUGACGUAGAGUACAUGUGGCCGUUGUGCUGGUUGGCGGAAAACGAAUGGCGAUUUCUUUUGCUUCUUCAGUUGUGUGAAUUUGGCGCGUCUAUUUCUGAUAUCCUUGAUGAGAAUUGAAUGUGUACUAUCGGUGCCUUCCCACCACUGGCAUAUGCUCCCUCUAUGUGCGAUCAUCGGGUGCCGUCCUCUCCUCGUGGCCACGAGACACGAAUCAGCCCGGUUCGACAAUCAGAACAGAUUUGAAAUGGGCCAGAUGGAAUUCAGCUGAGGGAGAUUCAUCGAGAUCGCGAUGUGCGUCGGCGAGCCCCCAUAUGGAUGGCCGGGGGAGUGACGUUCGCCUAUCGCUCAAGUGCGUCAUCGCUGCGACGGGCUGUCGCGGUCUUAGAGCGCUUGAGCGAUGACGCGGGGAUACCUCUGGACACAAGCUGGAGAUACCGCCGACCCAUGACGGGUUCCGACUGGUUCCCUGCCCACGGUCCGAGGGAAUCGCGCGAGAAGGUCGCCUCGAUGAUUGGCGCACGAGGAGAUGUCGAGCAGCGCGGAAGAUUCCAGGAUCAGCGCGUCGGACGAGAUGACAAGGAGUGGGUAGGUGUGACUUGCGCAUCAGCGGCGUAGAACCCAAUCAUGUCGAUCACCAUGCCCCGCUGCUCGAACCAUGCCAUGGGCGAUCUGCGUGGGCCUCGGGAUCUUGGCAAGAUGCGCUGUCCGCGAGACGGACACGGAUAACCCCGGAGAGCCCCGGAGAUUGCGGCGCAUUCCGCAGCCGGGUACAGCGUUCACUUGUCGAGAAGAUGCCCCGCCGGGUGGAAGAGGCUAAUUGGCCCAUGGUGUUCUGUUCUUCCAACCACGCGAGACCUUGGCGGCGGGUCCCGUC
Mycena citricolor is the source of this 2732-nucleotide messenger RNA. Lineage: Eukaryota; Fungi; Basidiomycota; Agaricomycetes; Agaricales; Mycenaceae. The record is from the annotation of a GenBank genome assembly.